Molecule: messenger RNA, 558 nt
Organism: Vitis riparia (riverbank grape)
Lineage: Eukaryota; Viridiplantae; Streptophyta; Magnoliopsida; Vitales; Vitaceae
Exons: 7
Coding region: 1-558 (185 amino acids)
Biological process (GO): proteolysis
Molecular function (GO): cysteine-type peptidase activity
Source: RefSeq, a predicted model, not a curated record
AUGACUCGAUCCUACUUGCCAACAAUAUUUGCGCAACAAAUGUUGGGAACUAAUGCCAAUGUUAACAAGGCAUUAGAGAUUUAUACCUCUAGAUACUUUUCCACUUUGGAAAAUACCUCCAAGAUCUUCAUCCCUUUGAAUGAUUUUGGUCAUUGGUUUCUAUGCGUCAUCAAUCUUCCACAAGAGGAAGUUUAUAUUCUAGACAGUCUUCCCACUAAAAGAAGAAAAAAGGAACGAGUUGACAUGGUAACUUCAAUUAUAAAUGCAUUAUGUCUUACCAAUUUAGCAAAGUACAAUGUGCAACGUUUCCCCAUUUCUAGACCAAAUUGGGUACCAACACAAGAUAAUGGUUGGGACUGUGGUUUAUAUGUUAUAAGAUUUAUGCAAAUGUUGGAUACCACUCCACCAGUAUCUAAGUCCAGUCUUGUAGUGGAUAAUUCAGACGAAUUUAGAAGGAAGUUAGUCAUAGAUCUGGUUUUGGAUGACAACAACAAAUCUGAGGUUUCCUUGGUACCAGUGGCCGAAGACAAGCUGCGAGAAACCCGAAGACAAGGAUGA